AUGGAGAACAGGAACAACGGCGUCGGCGGCGGCACGGUGGGGAAGAGAGUGGUACAAAGAGUACCACCACCACCAUCACUUUCUCCUCCUCCUCCUCCUCCUCCUCCUCCUCUUCUUUUAGCAUCAUCUGCUUCGGCAUCUUAUUAUUAUCAACAACAACAACACCAACAACAAUUUCAUCAACAACAACAAAAUUUCACAUCGAUUAAAAUUCCGUUGGAAACGCAACACCAUAUCGAAAAGUUGAGCGAAUACGUCGCGAAGAACGGCGCAGAGUUUGAACAGCUGACGAGACAGAAGUCAUUGGAUAUGUUUUGGUGGCUCGACGAUCUCAAUUCUAACGAAUAUAGGAUGUACAAGCUAUUGUUAGAGAGUAAAAUGGGAAGACCUAGUAAAAGUGUAAAAGUCGUGCAACCACGGGUAACAACCACUACGACAGAUAAAAUCCAAGAGCAGAUUGAAGAGGCAAAGCUGAGAGCGCAGAAACUUAUGAUGGCAGAAAAAGAAACAAAAUUAGAAUACGUUGAAGACACUACUUUGUUCGAUAAUAUCGUCGGAAACAUCCCGCAAAAUACUCGCAUAGCCAACGCUGGAUUUCAAAACGGUACGUACAACGCCAUCGACCUGUUAACCGCGCCGAAGAACGUGAACGAAGAGAUGAUGCAAAAGAAAUCAAAAAUAGUGGAAAAGUAUUUCGAAAAACGAAUGGAAUUGUUUGAAUACGAGUUGGAUCGCGCAACGACGAAUAAAUAUGGUGAUAGCGACAACAGCAACAACAAGUUUUUGUAUCGAAACGCCAACGAAAACGAGGAAGACAUCGAAGAGUUGCGGGAAAUCCGAAGGCACCGCGUAAGAAGAGGUGGAACGAAUGAAAGCGCGGAGGAAAUGGAGGAAAAGUUCAACGCCAGUCGAGGUUCGAAACGUGGUUUAGGUAUGGCUGAACAAGAAGAACGAAACGGCGAUGUUGAGUUUUUGAAAUACAGAAACCAACUCUCGCGGCGAUACCACGGCGGUAAUUGA
Molecule: messenger RNA, 1020 nt
Organism: Bathycoccus prasinos
Lineage: Eukaryota; Viridiplantae; Chlorophyta; Mamiellophyceae; Mamiellales; Bathycoccaceae
Exons: 1
Coding region: 1-1020 (339 amino acids)
Biological process (GO): RNA processing
Molecular function (GO): RNA binding
Source: RefSeq, a predicted model, not a curated record